AUGCCACCAGCUCUGCAACCGGCGUACGCAACGAUCGAGAACAACACGGCCUCGAAAUGGUGGAAGGACCCAGGUCUCAAGAAGAUGAUCUUGGUCGUGGUCAUUCUCUGGGGUAACUCGUUCACCUGGGGAUAUGACGGCACGCUACUCAAUGCGCAGCAGGCCAUGCCUCAGUGGAUCGAGGCGUUCGACGACCCCAAGGGCCAGGUCCUCGGUCUCAUCGGCUCCGUCUUCUACUUCCCAGCGGUUAUCACACCCUUCAUCGCCUCGUACUUCGGCGACCGCAUCGGCCGUCGCCUGACGCUCCUGGUGGCGUGUCUCGUAUCGUGCGCCGGUGCUCUCCUGAACACAUUCGCCAAGUCUCGCGCUGAGCUCAUCGCCGCCCGGGCAAUCAUGGGCGCCGCCCUUGGUGUUCAGUCCACCAUCGGCCCUCCCCUGAUGCAGGAAAUCUCUCACCCGCGCCUUCGUGCCGGUUGCGCUGCGCUCUGGUUCACCUCGUACCAAUUCGGCACUAUUGUUGCCGCGUGGGUCUGUUAUGGCACGCUCGACUGGCAGAACGAGUGGGCAUGGCGUCUCCCGACCCUUUUCCAGUGCCUCGGCACCGGUGCCAUCGCCAUCUUCACUCUGUGCGGCUUCAUGCCCGAGUCACCCCGCUACCUCGUUAAGAACGGCAAGGAAGAGAUUGCCCGCAGGACGCUCGCGAAGUACCACGCAAACGGCGAGGAGAAGGACCCUCUCGUCGAGUACGAGAUGGCGGAGAUCAAGCACGGCCUCGAGAUCGAUGCCAAGACCAGCACCACUUACAUUGACCUCUUUAAGACGCCUGGUAACCGCAAGCGUCUGUUCGUACUCUGCUUCAUCGCCAUUUCGGGUCAGUGGGCUGGUAACGCCCUCGUCUCCUACUACCUCCCGCUCAUCCUCAAGACGGUCAACAUCACAGACCCUCACCAGGUGCAGGGCAUCAAUGGAGGCCUUGCCAUCUUCUCUACUAUCAACUCCGCCAUUUGGGCUCAGUUCACCGAGCGUUGGGGCCGCCGCCCUCUCUGGCUGACAUGCAUGGCUGGUGUCCUCGCCUGCUUCGUGGUUAUCACCGCUCUCUCCGGAUCCUUCGACAAGACCCAGAACAAGGCCACGGGCAUCGCUCUCGUACCCUUCCUCUACCUCUACUUCAUGUUCUACAACGCUGGCUGGAUCACCUGCGGUGCCCUUUACACCACCGAAAUCCUUCCAUACGGUAUCCGCACCAAGGCGCUCUCCGUCUACGUCACUGUCCAGACGCUUUGCAUUGCCUUCAACUCCUACGUCAACCCUGUUGGCAUGGAGAACAUCGGGUGGAAGUACUACAUCGUCUUCAUCGUCCUCGACUGCAUUUGGGUGGUCAUCUGCUACUUCUUCAUCAUUGAGACCAAGGGCUACACUCUGGAAGAGGUCACCCGUCUCUUCGACGGCAAGGAGCAGGCCGACAACACCGUUAACAGCGGCCACCAGGAGCUGGAACGCCGCCUCUCCAACGCGGCCGACAUCGACCGCAAACUUAGUAAGGGCGACGACGCGUCGCCCAAGUUGGACCACGAUGAUGGCAAGUUUGUCGAGUACAAGCAUUAA
Molecule: messenger RNA, 1605 nt
Organism: Cutaneotrichosporon oleaginosum
Lineage: Eukaryota; Fungi; Basidiomycota; Tremellomycetes; Trichosporonales; Trichosporonaceae
Biological process (GO): carbohydrate transport; transmembrane transport
Cellular component (GO): membrane
Molecular function (GO): carbohydrate:proton symporter activity
Source: RefSeq, a predicted model, not a curated record